AUGCAUAUCCUCUCAGAACCGGACGUUUCGCGCAUUUUCCGCAGCUUGACACAGAAACAAUGCCACGCCUUUAUCGGUGUCCUAGGCUCCGCACUUAUGGGGUACAGUGCUGAAUCUAAGCCAACAGUUCCUGAAUCCGAGAAACUGAUCCACCAGCCAUUGCGGACUGUCUUUACAACAAAAGCGAACAAUUCAUGUAUUUUCAUGCCGGUCUCGGAUACCACCACGUCCGCCGUGAAAGUUGUCACGGUCGGCAACAGUGGUAUCCAAGGGACAAUCAACAUAUUCUCACCUGAAGGACGACUACAGGGUCUUCUUGCUGCCGCAGAGGUAACAGCAUUCCGCACAGCCCUUGCAUCCAUGACACUCUUCGUGAGAUGUAGUAAGCUCCACAAAGAGAACAUUCUUGUGAUGGGGUCUGGUCGUCAAGCUGAGUGGCAUGCCCGACUUGCACUACUGCUUUACCCGGACUUGAUCCGACGGGUGACUUUCAUUAACCGGGGUCGUCAACGACUCGAUGAGAUGGAGCGCGAUGUUCUGAGCGAAUUGCGGGAGCGUUAUCCUAAUGUUUCUAUUGGCACUUUUGCUAAGGAGGGUGCAGCGGACUAUGAUGGGAGGCUUUUGAGUGAGCUGCAGGCUGCUGAUGCCAUCUUCAGCUGUACACCGUCUUCAGAGCCGAACUUCAAGUUUGAGGCGCUGCAGUCUGCUCCUAAACAACGCUUCAUUUCUCUCAUUGGAUCGUAUAAGCCUCAUAUGCAUGAAAUUGAUACUGAGACUUUGCUCUCUGGUGGGGGCAAGGUCUAUGUUGAUUCCAAAUCAGCUUGUUUAGAGGAGUCGGGUGAACUGAUUACGGCCCAGAUGACGGAAAGCCAAUUGGUGGAGAUGGGGGAUAUGCUAGAGAAACAGGGCUUAUCAGGCGAUAUUGAGAUUCCAAAUGGCUGCAAUGUUAUCUUUAAGUGUGUAGGAAUGGGGCUGAUGGAUCUCGUGGUUGGGAGGAAGCUGCUUGAGAUUGGAAGCGAGCAGGGUUUCGGAACAAGUGUCGAUGGAUUUUAA
Molecule: messenger RNA, 1053 nt
Organism: Penicillium pulvis
Lineage: Eukaryota; Fungi; Ascomycota; Eurotiomycetes; Eurotiales; Aspergillaceae
Product: putative proline utilization protein PrnX
Exons: 1
Coding region: 1-1053 (350 amino acids)
Cellular component (GO): cytoplasm
Source: RefSeq, a predicted model, not a curated record